Molecule: messenger RNA, 3801 nt
Organism: Propithecus coquereli (Coquerel's sifaka)
Lineage: Eukaryota; Metazoa; Chordata; Mammalia; Primates; Indriidae
Gene: NOL6
Product: nucleolar protein 6 (RNA-associated)
Exons: 26
Coding region: 118-3558 (1146 amino acids)
Biological process (GO): rRNA processing; tRNA export from nucleus
Cellular component (GO): UTP-C complex; CURI complex; small-subunit processome
Source: RefSeq, a predicted model, not a curated record
AAUUGGGCUUGCUUGGACACGCGCCCCGAAUUUCGGCAUUUCCGCCCACGUGGGAAACUACAGUAUGUGGACCUGGCUUGAAUUCGAAGUGCGGGAGAGACACCUGGGCGCGGAGUGAUGGGGCCGGCGCCUGCUGGAGAGCAGCUGCGCGGAGCAGCUGGGGAGCCAGAGGUGAUGGAACCAGCCCUGAAAGGCACAGGCAAGGAGGAGAAGAAAGCAUCUUCAAGGAAGCGAACAGAGACUAGAUCUCCAGCGGAGGGCCUCCUGCAGCCAGUGAAGCUCAGCAGGGCAGAACUGUACAAGGAGCCUACCAAUGAGGAGCUGAAUCGCCUUCGGGAGACUGAGAUCCUGUUCCACUCCAGCUUGCUCCGUUUACAGAUAGAGGAGCUACUAAAGGAAGUAAGGCUGUCAGAGAAGAAGAAGGAUCGAAUUGAUGCCUUCCUCCGGGAGGUUAACCAGCGGGUCAUGAGGGUUCCUUCAGUCCCUGAGGCAGAGCUCACUGACCAGGCUUGGCUCCCAGCUGGGGUUCGAGUGCCCCUUCAUCAAGUACCCUAUACUGUGAAGGGCUGUUUCUGCUUCUUGCCUCCAGCCCAGGUCACUGUUGUGGGCAGCUACCUUCUGGGCACCUGCAUCCGGCCAGACAUCAAUGUGGAUGUGGCAUUGACCAUGCCCAGGGAAAUCCUACAGGACAAGGAUGGGCUGAACCAGCGCUACUUCCGCAAGCGUGCCCUCUACCUGGCUCACUUGGCUCACCACCUAGCCCAAGAUCCCCUCUUCGGCAGUGUCCGCUUCUCCUACUCCAAUGGCUGCCAUCUGAAACCCUUGCUGUUGCUGCGGCCAAAUGGGAAGGAUAAGAGUUUGGUCACCGUUCGUCUGCAUCCCUGCCCUCCGCCUGACUUCUUCCGCCCAUGCCGCUUGCUGCCAACCAAGAACAAUGUGCGCUCUGCCUGGUAUCGAGGGCAAAGUUCUCCAGGGGAUGGUAGUCCAGAGCCCCCUACCCCCCACUACAACACAUGGGUCCUGCAGGAUAUAGCUCUCGAGUCCCAUUUGCAGCUCCUGUCAACUAUGCUGGGUUCAGCCCCAGGGCUGAAGGACGGUGUGGCACUUCUGAAGGUCUGGCUGCGGCAGCGGGAGCUGGAUAAGGGUCUGGGUGGGUUUACUGGGUUCCACGUUUCCAUGCUGGUUGCCUUCCUCGUGUCCACACGCAAAAUCCACACCACCAUGAGCGGCUACCAGGUCCUGAGAAGCGUCUUACAGUUUCUGGCCACCACAGAUCUGACAGUCAACGGGAUCAGCUUAUGUCUCAAUUCUGAUCCCUCCUUGCCGGCCCUGGCUGACUUCCACCAGGCCUUCCCUGUUGUCUUCCUGGACUCCUCGGGCCGUCUCAACCUCUGUGCUGAUGUCACUGCCUCCACUUACCACCAGGUGCAGCACGAGGCACGGCUGUCUAUGGCGCUGCUGGACAGCAAGGCUGAUGAUGGGUUCCAGAUGCUGUUGAUGACUCCGAAACCCAUGAUCCGGACUUUUGACCACGUCCUGCAUCUCCGUCCAUUGAGUCGCCUGCAGGCAACAUGUCACCGGCUAAAGCUCUGGCCAGAGCUGCAAGACAAUGGUGGGGACUAUGUCUCAGCUGCUUUGGGCCCACUGACCACCCUCCUGGAGCAGGGCCUCGGGGCCCGGCUGCACCUGCUGGCUCACUCUCGGCCCCCAGUCCCAGAGUGGGACAUCAGCCAAGAUCCACCGAAGCACAAAGACUCUGGGACCUUGAGCCUGGGAUUUCUCCUCCGGCCUGAGGGACUGACCAGUGUCCUUGAGCUGGGUCCAGAGGCCGACCAGGCCGAGGCCGCUGACUUCCGCCACCUCUGGGGAUCCCGCUCAGAGCUUCGGCGUUUCCAGGACGGAGCCAUUCGGGAAGCUGUGGUCUGGGAGGCAGCCUCUAUGUCCCAGAAGCGCCUUAUUCCCCACCAGGUGGUCACCCACCUCUUGGCACUACAUGCUGACAUCCCAGAAACUUGUGUCCACUAUGUGGGGGGCCUCGUGGAUGUCCUGAUACAAGGCCUAAAAGAGACCUCCAGCACAGGUGAGGAGGCCCUGGCAGUGGCAGUGCGUUGCUAUGAUGACCUUAGCCGCCUGCUGUGGGGACUGGAGGGUCUCCCGCUGACUGUGUCUGCUGUUCAGGGAGCUCACCCAGUGUUGCGCUACACAGAGGUAUUCCCGCCAACCCCGGUCCGACCAGCCUACUCCUUCUAUGAGCACCUACGAGAGCGAGCCUCACUGUUGCCCCGGCUCAGUAAGCCCUGCCCGGCCUACGUGGAGCCCAUGACCGUGGUUUGUCACCUGGAGGGCAGUGGUCAGUGGCCACAGGAUGCUGAGGCCGUGCGGCGGGUCCGAGCUGCCUUCCAGCUGCGCCUGGCAGAGCUGCUGACGCAACAGCACGGGCUGCAGUGCCGUGCCACUGCCACGCACACUGAUGUCCUCAAGGAUGGGUUUGUGUUCCGGAUUCGCGUGGCCUAUCAGCGAGAGCCCCAGAUCCUGAGGGAGAUGCGGAGCCCAGAGGGGAUGAUCUCACUGAGAGACACACCUGCCUCCCUCCGCCUUGAAAGAGAUACAAGGCAGUUGCCCCUACUCACCAGUGCCCUGCAUGGACUUCAACAACAGCACCCAGCCUUCUCGGGUGUGGCUCGGCUGGCCAAGCGGUGGGUGUGCGCCCAGCUUCUGGGUGAGGGGUUCACUGAUGAGAGCCUGGACUUGGUGACUGCUGCCCUUUUCCUGCACCCCGAGCCCUUCACCCCUCCCAGCUCCCCCCAGGUUGGCUUUCUUCGGUUCCUUUUCCUGGUAUCAACCUUUGAUUGGAAGAACAACCCCCUCAUUGUCAACCUCAACAAUGAGCUCACUGCGGAGGAGCAGGUGGAGAUACGCAGUGGCUUCCUGGCAGCUCGGACACAACUCCCUGUCAUGGUCAUCAUUACUCCUCAGGACCGCAAAAGCUCUGUGUGGACACAGGAUGGACCCUCAGCCCAGAUCCUACAGCAACUCGUGGUCCUGGCAGCCCAAGCCCUGCCCAUCCUAGAGAAGCAGCUAAUGGAUCCCCAGGGGCCCGGGGAUAUCAGGACAGUGUUCCGGCCACCCUUGGACAUGUACGAUGUGCUGAUCCACCUGUCUCCCCGCCAUAUCCCCCGGCACCGCCAGGCUGUGGACUUGCCACCUGCCUCCUUUUGCCGUGGCCUGCUCAGUGAGCCAGGGCCCUCGUCUCUAAUGCCUGUGCUGGGCUACGAUCCUCCUCAGCUCUACCUGGCACAGCUCAGGGAGGCCUUUGGGGAUCUGGCCCUUUUCUUCUAUGACCAGCAUGGCGGAGAGGUGAUUGGUGUCCUCUGGAAGCCCACCAGCUUCCAGCCUCAGCCCUUCAAGGCCUCCAGUGCGAAGGGACGCAUGGUAGUGUCUCAAGGCGGGGAGCUGGUGAUGGUACCCAAUGUAGAAGCAAUCCUGGAGGACUUUGCCGUGCUGGGUGAAGGCCUGGUGCGGGCUGUGGAAGCCCGAAGUGAGAGGUGGACUGUGUGAUCCCAGCCCCAGAGAAAGCUGUAGAAGGACAGGAGGACUUUUGACCUCGGGAGCAAGAUGUCAGUGGGAUGAUCUCCAUCCUCAUUGCGUAUGGACCCUCCACGGAGGGCCUACUGGCUGAAAACACAGGAUUGUCGCUAGCAAAAGCCCUGAUGUUCUAGAAUUGGGGCAGGGACAUGGUGUCUUAUGGAGUCUCCUGGGCCUCUCUGGUUUUUUUUGUUUGUAUGUUUGUUUUUGAGACAG